This is a messenger RNA of Talaromyces proteolyticus, 972 nucleotides long. RefSeq names its product phosphatidylserine decarboxylase-domain-containing protein. Gene Ontology annotation, biological process: phospholipid biosynthetic process. The annotation marks the transcript as partial. NCBI's taxonomy places the organism in Eukaryota, Fungi, Ascomycota, Eurotiomycetes, Eurotiales, Trichocomaceae. Gene Ontology annotation, molecular function: phosphatidylserine decarboxylase activity. The record is from RefSeq and is a predicted model, not a curated record. The transcript has a single exon.
UCUUUCCUCCAAUAUUGCAAUCGCUAUGUGAAAUGGGUACCGUCUACCACGUCUGCGAGGGAUGAGGCACUUUGGAUGCUUUCGGUGUUUUACUUUGUCUUUGAUCAGAAGGGCAUAGUCGAGAAGCAGACCCCCAUAGAUCCAGCUUAUAUUGGCAAGACAACGCCGCUCUCCAAUUGGCUUCACGAGUACGCCGACAGUCUAGGAAAGUGGAUGGAUACUGAAGACUCUGGUAAACUUGUCUCGACAUUCAGGACGAACCCAGAAUACACAGUCUUUGAAUAUCAAGAGCCAGAGGGUGGCUGGAAGACUUUCAACCAAUUCUUCUCUCGGACGGUGAAUCCGGUAUACAGACCUAUUUGUCCUAGAAACACUGUUGCAAGUCCGUGUGACGCCAAGUUUGAUGGCUUCUGGGAGAUCAAGGAUGGAAAAGUGCGUCUCGAAACCCAAACCGUCAAAUUCAAAGGGAUCGAGUGGCCAAUUGAGCAGCUACUGCAGGACACCGAACUAGGCAAAACGUUCCAUAAUGGUGUUUUUAUGCAUUCGUUUCUUUUACCAAAUAAUUACCAUCGUGUCCAUGCUCCAGUCAGCGGAAAGGUGAUUAACCGCAAAACGAUUAAAGGGGACGUCUAUCUUGAAGUCACUGCGGAUCCUGACAAACAGAAGCUACUGCCUCUGCCGCGACGAAUGAUGCCACGUAAAGGCUUGAAUGCUCCUGAAGACGUUACCGCCCAGGAUUACGCCGGCUAUCAGUGGAAUCAAGUGCGUGGUAUGUGGGUAAUUGAUACAGAUCAAUCAGAAGUAGAUGAUAUUAGAAUCGGGAAAGUGGCACUUUUCGCAGUUGGUAUGGCUCAAAUCUCCUCCGUCAACUGGGAUAAACAAACGGCGGGCGCACCAAAUACUCAGGUUCAAAAGGGGGAGGAGAUCGGCUACCUCAAAUACGGUGGAUCAGACUAUAUUCUACUAUUUGAG